UUUACAAUGUCUCUUACCUUUCGAAAACAAAUUACUCAAAUAUGUACCGAUGCCGAAUUAAUUCUACGAGAAAAUAAACAGUUCCCCCUUCCUAUAAAGAAUCCUCAAAACUCCGAAAAAGAAUUCCAAAAUUGUGUCCAAGAAACAAUCAAAUCCCUCGAUAUUAUUCAAAAGAUCACUUCCAAGAUCUUGAAAAACCUAACAACUGCACAUAAUGGUUGGAUGUCCCUAAGACUUUCUAUGACAGAAUCCGAAAGAGCCCAAGAUACUCCCAUAUAUGAUACAUUCCUACAAGAGACUUUCUAUAUCAAAAUUAUGCAUGACCUUAAACGAUAUAACAGAACAUUACGUACAGCCCGAUCUAAUUUAGAAGAGGCUCUCCCAAAACCCACAUCACAGUUAUUACAUCUUUCACAAUUUUAUCGCCUCCCGGAAUUAAAUUUGUCCCAUGAAUGUUUACAAACCUCAAACCCUUCUCAGAAUAAUUCUCAUAAUAAGCUUGUUAAUGAAAUGCUUAAAAGCCCUCCAAACCCACAAUAUAAUAAUCUCAAUGAUCACCCUCAUCGAAACCCAGCCACUAGUUCUCAAACUAGUUCCUAUCCCAAUAUUACAGAACAAUCUUAUGCCAAUCCAUCGAAUUAA
Meloidogyne enterolobii is the source of this 642-nucleotide messenger RNA. Lineage: Eukaryota; Metazoa; Nematoda; Chromadorea; Rhabditida; Meloidogynidae. The record is from the annotation of a GenBank genome assembly.